Molecule: messenger RNA, 474 nt
Organism: Ostreococcus tauri
Lineage: Eukaryota; Viridiplantae; Chlorophyta; Mamiellophyceae; Mamiellales; Bathycoccaceae
Product: Protein of unknown function DUF1764, eukaryotic
Exons: 1
Coding region: 1-474 (157 amino acids)
Source: RefSeq, a predicted model, not a curated record
AUGGCGAAGCGACGCGGCGACGGUGCGUCGCGGACGACGACGACGACGGCGGCGGCGGCGGCGACGCGGACGACGGCGAUGCGCACGCCCGAGGGCGGCGGCGCCGGGACGGCGACGGAUGCGUCGAGACCGGACGACGGGUUCGACGUCGACGCGUUGUUCGGCGCGGCGAAGGCGAAGAAACGCGCGAGGGUGGAGGACGCGGUGAAGGGCGCGUCGAAGACGGAGGAGAGGAUGCGAGUGCUCCUGCCGGGGGAGAAGCGGCGGAAACAAAAGCGGACGACGGCGGAGUUCACGCCGGUGGAUAAACCGCGACGGACGGAGGACGGAUUGCCGGUGUUUAAGUCGUACGAUGAUUUCACCGACAUGAAGGCUGGUCAGGAUGGGGGUGGGGUGGACGAGAAGGGGCGGAAACUCGGUCCGAACGGCGAGCCGGGGGGCGAAUGUCCGUUCGACUGCUGGUGCUGCUUUUGA